UGUCAAUGCCGGCUGCUUCGUAGCGUCUUUGUACGGAAUCACUUCAAUCGGUGCUACCGCGCGUUAUCCGCCAUCCCGUGGGUGAAUCGUUCAGGGAUCGUUCAAUAGGACCCGUAUCUCCGAUUUCCCAAUCUGCGAUCAUGGGGAGUCAUGGCCCGGGGGUGCCUAACUUGAAGCUUAAAUAAAGGACUACCGCGCUCCUCCUCUCGCACGCCAUUCCAGCUUGCUCUGACUUCGACAAGACUCCUCAGAUUCGGUUAUGAGCAACCAUCCACAAGGGACGCAGCGCGCCGUGAAGUGGUAUCCUCCGGGGUAUGACAUUCGGGUAGAGACUGUCCCUAUUCCAGAGAUCGUUGACCCGGAUGAUGCGAUUGUCAAGAUCAAGUUGGCCGGACUAUGCGGAAGUGAUCUGCACAUUUAUAGGGGCCAUGAAGACGUCGAUGCCGAGCUUAUUUGCGGGCAUGAGCUUGUUGGCGAGGUCGUCGCUUUGGGAUCGAGCUUCUAUCCAGGAGCCACGGGAAGGCCGGAACUGUACUCCACUUUGAAGAUUGGCGACAAAGUUGUAUCGCCGUUCACCGUGUCGUGCGGCGAAUGCCAUUUCUGCAGGGUAGGCUUCACUUGCCGCUGCAUCCAUUCGACGCUCUUCGGCAUCCCCAUCCUGCCGGGCGGGCAGGCGCAGUACGCGCGAAUCCCCAAAGCCGGCGGCACGCUGUUCAGCCUCACCGCUUUGGCAACUUCAAAUGCCCGUGUCCUCGAGGUCGCAGACAGCUCGCUCCUUCUGCUGGCGGAUAUCCUGCCGACGGGUGUCUUCGCUGCCUUGCAAACAUUACAGCACCCCAAGCUAUCACCGAUGCUUACCGGUUUAGCAUACCCGUCGAGCUCGUUCGUGCCAAGUGGCGAGUUGGCUCUCGCGGGCGCUGGAGUGAUGAAGCCGCUGGAGGCCGCAGACCGGACGUUGACCAUCGCGAUCGUGGGCCUUGGACCGGUUGGGGUGUGCGCUGCGGUCAGCUUGCUACAUAUGAUGGAGAACGUACGAACCGAGAAGGGGCUGGAUUAUCGAGUUUUAGCAGUCGACCCCAACGAGUCGCGGCGCAAGAAGAUGGAAGCGGUCUAUGCAACGAUAAGCCGUCAGGAGAAACAGUCGGGCGCGUUCGUGGUAGCUGCCAUCGACGAAGCUAAGCAACUUGCCAAGCUAUGGACCGGAGGCGCGGGCUGCAAUGCCGUCUUGGAGAUUGUCGGGAAUACCAGCGCGCUUGAGUUGGCAUACAGUCUGGUUCGCCCGUUCGGCAUCAUCAGCUCGGUCGGCGUCCAUCAAGAACCUCCACUACCUUUCACUGGCCGAGAUGUUUACAACAAGAACGUAUCGCUUGACUUCGGGCGCUGUCCUGUCCGCGCCAUGUUCCCGCUUGCACUGGAGGUGCUAGUCAAGAGACAGGAUGUAUUUGGGGGUAUCGGGGAGGAUGCUAGCCUUAUUGAGAAGGUUGUUUCUUUUGACGAGGCUGCGGAGAGUUAUGAGCUCUUUGACAAGGGAAAGUGCGGCAAGAUCUUAUUCGAUCCUUGGAGGUAACACCUCGUGAGGAUAUCUGAGGUUAAGUCGUGGUUUUAUGGGUUCUCAAGGGGUGUGUGCAAAUACGAACACAGGUAUCGAAGAAGUCGUCUAAGGUCAUCAUGAUAUUUGUAGCAACCGUCAAACGACGAGCCAGUGUUGCACGCAAUCAACGUACUAGUUAUAUUAUGGUAACGCAGUAGCAGAUGCGAAAG
Messenger RNA from Fomitopsis serialis, 1761 nucleotides. RefSeq names its product chaperonin 10-like protein. Bases 260 to 1567 code for a protein of 435 amino acids. The record is from RefSeq and is a predicted model, not a curated record. Lineage: Eukaryota; Fungi; Basidiomycota; Agaricomycetes; Polyporales; Fomitopsidaceae. The transcript is spliced from 7 exons.